This is a messenger RNA of Pelecanus crispus (Dalmatian pelican), 942 nucleotides long. Its product is annotated as taste receptor type 2 member 40-like. Gene Ontology annotation, biological process: G protein-coupled receptor signaling pathway; sensory perception of taste; detection of chemical stimulus involved in sensory perception of bitter taste. NCBI's taxonomy places the organism in Eukaryota, Metazoa, Chordata, Aves, Pelecaniformes, Pelecanidae. Gene Ontology annotation, molecular function: bitter taste receptor activity; G protein-coupled receptor activity. Gene Ontology annotation, cellular component: membrane. The record is from RefSeq and is a predicted model, not a curated record.
AUGUUGCCACCAGUUCUUAUCAUUUCAAUAAGUAUUGUAGCUAUUGAAGUUGUUGUUGGAUUUAUUGGAAAUGGAUUUAUUACAGCUGUUAAUAUCAUUAACCGGAUCAAGAGCAAAAAAAUUUCUUCUGCUGAUAUGAUCCUGAUCUUUCUGAGCACAUCAAGGUUUAUCUUGCAGGUGACCAUACUGAUGCACAUUCAUAGUCUCUACUUUGCGGAUGUGUUUAAGUUGGCUUCUGUGUACAAAGCUUUUGGUGCUGUACAGAUGGUUGUAAACCUUGCCAGUUUGUGCUUCAGUACCUGGCUUUGUGUACUCUACUGUGUAAAAAUAAUCAAUGUCACCCAAUGGCUGCUGCUGCAAAUCAAACUCAGAAUAGCUGGAAUGGUCCCAUGGCUGUUUCUAGGAUCACUGGUGAUCUCUUCUGUGAAUUCUCUUCCUUUAUUAUGGAUUAAAGCCAGCACUUACCUCUGCAGCUCAAUGGGGAACUGUAGAGAAAAUAGCACAGCACAUAUCACCGACUGGGACAGUUUGCAUCUCUACCUGCUUCUCUUUGUAGGUUGCUUUUUUCCUCUAGUACUGUCUGUGGUAAUCUCAGCCCUAUUAAUUACUUCUCUAUGGAAACACACAAAGAAGAUGCAAUGUCAUGUAGAUACUUUCAGGGAUCCUGCGAUAGACACUCAUGUACCUGCCAUUAAAUCUAUUGUUUCUUUCUUGAUCCUGUAUCUUUCCAGUUUUGUAGCUCAAAUUCUGUUGAUACUGUCCACUUCUCAAAGUAAAGAUGUUGCAAAAGUUGCAGUAUCCUUAGUUGUAGCUGGGGUGUAUCCUUCCAUACACUCUAUUCUUCUGAUCAUAGUCAAUUCAAAACUGAAAUUGGCAUUCAGGAUGCUUUGCCAGCAUCUUAAGUGCCAUUUCAAAAAUAUGACUCUAUGCCUCAUAUUAUAG